AUGUCGCUGGAGGAUCCAGAGUCAACAGAGUCUCUGUUGGAUUUGGGGCGAUCGACAGCAAAGUACUACUGGGAAGCGUCGCUGGGCCGCCUGGGGAGUCUGGCUAGGAGAUAUUCGCUGCCGGGCUACUACGACACCAGCAUGAUGGCGCAACCAUCACCAUCGUCCCCGUCGCCCUUUCUCGAGCUGCCGCCCGAGAUUCGCGAGCACAUUUACCGCAUCAUUCUCCAUCCCGACGCCAACCGCCUGCACCACCCCGACGAGUAUACCGACUACAGCUACCGCGACGCCUUGGCCCUCUUCCGCCUGAACCGCCAAAUCUGGUACGAGGCCCGCAAGGUCUUUCGCGACCUCAACGUCUUUGUGCGCAUCGAGACGCCCUUUCCCAAUGCCCGCGAGUACGUCGCCUUUGAGGGCCACGUGCCCAUCCUCAUGCAGGGCGAGCGCGCCGCCCGCUUCCGCGACUGGAGCCUGAGCGCCAGCAUUGGUGCGCCGCAGACGCCGAUUGCCGAGUCCGACCCCCACCACAUUGUCAUAUUGCUCGACGACCUCGAAAAGUUUGCCCAGAUCUGGCUCUACUCGGACCUGUCCAACCCGGGCCUCAACCGCUUCCUCAGCCUCAAGCUGCGCCUCCGCGACCCCUACACCCCCGAGUGGGAGGACCGCCGCAUGCCAAAGUCGCUCCAGCGCCGGCUCAUCGCGCCCUUUGGCACCGUCAAGAACCUGCGCCAGGUCCAGAUCACGGGCGACCCUACCCCCCUGGCCUCGAUCGAGGCCGACAUGCGCGCCGAGAUGGCCAAGCCGUACCCGAGUCCCGAGCAGUGCCUCGUCGAGACGACGCGGCUCAAGGACGCCGGCAACACGGAGCUCAAGGCCGGCCGGUACCAGGCCGCCCUCGACCUGUACACGCAGGCCUGGGCCGCCAUGUUCAUCGUGGUCAAGGGCCGCGCCCGCCACGUGCACGGCGAGGCCUACUUUGCGCGCGAGCUGCGCGAGGAGCCCUACGUCGGGCGGUCGGGCCAGCUCGAGCGCCUGGCCCUGCGCAUCCAGCUCGUCGCCAGCACCUGUCUGGCCUACCUCAAGCUGGGCGACUGGGAAGAGGUCAUCUUUUGGGGCAUGAGAACGAUUCACAUGUUUCAGCAAAUGUCGGGCGCCGACGAGCGCGAGGUGGAGCCGCAACAAGAGCUCGUCCCCGACAACUUUCCUGGCCGCCUCCAGAUCGGCCGCAUCUACUACCGCACCGCCAUGGCCUACAAGAACUGCAAGGACCGCGACCAGGCCAAGAAGCUGCUCCGGGUCGCCCAGGCCUAUAUGCCCAACGACGUCGUUAUUCGAGAGGAGCUAGCUUCCUAUACGUUGAAGCUUGGCUAA
Messenger RNA from Pestalotiopsis fici W106-1, 1371 nucleotides. RefSeq lists its product as uncharacterized. The coding region runs from base 1 to 1371 and encodes 456 amino acids. The record is from RefSeq and is a predicted model, not a curated record. The transcript has a single exon. Gene Ontology annotation, molecular function: protein binding. NCBI's taxonomy places the organism in Eukaryota, Fungi, Ascomycota, Sordariomycetes, Amphisphaeriales, Sporocadaceae.